AUGUCAUCUAAGUUCGCGCCGUCUAAAGGUGAUUGGGUAUGCAGUGAUUCGCGGUGUGGCAAUUUAAACUUUGCGAGGCGUGAUAAAUGCAAUAAAUGCGGAAAGGGAAGAAAGAAUUAUGGCGACCGAGAACAGCAACGUGAAAUAGGAAAAGACCUGGCGGAGAAAAGCAAGGGUUUGUUUAGCCCCGACGAUUGGCAAUGCAAAGGCUGUGGAAAUAUAAACUGGGCCCGCCGAUCCACUUGCAACGUCUGCAACUGCCCCAAAGUAAAUACCCAGGGCCAACGUACAGGAUAUGGCGGUGGUUAUAUGGAACGCGACGAAGUCGUAGAAUACAGACGCCGUGAUGAUUCUGAUGACGAGUAUGAUGAGGUGGGUUGUUUGAUGCAAAUCUUUUCUUCCAGCUGGUAUUGA
Dibothriocephalus latus is the source of this 414-nucleotide messenger RNA. Lineage: Eukaryota; Metazoa; Platyhelminthes; Cestoda; Diphyllobothriidea; Diphyllobothriidae. The record is from the annotation of a GenBank genome assembly.